CGUGACACGAUCGCAUCGCAACGGAGAGAUAUUGUUGCAGCUGGUUCAUUUUGUAGCGGUUGCGAAGGCAAGGGAACACAGACGCCGGCUGCCGGGUCCAGUGUAGGGACAUUCAUUUAGAACUCUUCGGUCUUAUCGGCGCGUUUCUAGCCAACCAUGGCUACUGGAAUCAGCAAUAAGAGCUUGGCCUCGAUGAGUUUGGAGGGGCGGGUGCUCAUGAGCCCGCUGGCGAAGAAGUACACGUUCAUGGUCCGGUCCUGUCCGCUCAAACACAAGGAUAAGAUCGGCGACAUCCAUCCAUUGCCGCCAAUCACUGUCAUGCACAACUUAGAAGAGUCGUUUGUCAACGACAGCAUCCGGACGGACACCAUGCAGAACUCUCGCUUCUGUCGUCCGAAGCGCACGUCAAUCAUCCGGCCGUACAACGCGCUUCAGGACAAGCACGCCGUCGCCUACUUCCGCAGUCCCACGGUGAAGGAUACGCUGGAGAGGACUCUCACUAACAAGGAGCUGUGGGAGACACCGCCCAGCAGGAACAUGAACAAACUGUCCACACGAGGCCGGUCCUUACGGACACCCACCCCUGCCACGCUGGUCAGGAUGGAGGAAAACUUUGUGGUGGACAGCAUCAAAACUAGCCACGCUGUCACCAAGUACAAACCGCUCAUCCCGCCAUACAACGCUCUAAGGGACAACCAUUCCCAGCACUAUUUCCACUUCAAGGGAGUCAAAAACCUGCUGAAGACGACCGUCGGCGGACAAUAACCCGCAGAACCUGCACAUUACGUUUAUAUGUUUCCUGGACCAUUAAGGAUGAUGGUAAGCUGACUGCUAAUGUCUGGCCUUACAUGUCUGGGAAACACACACUAGGUGCUCUUACUUGCCAUUGAAGAAGGGAGACCACAAGCUACAACACUUCAGCAAUAAAGCAACCAGUGUCCAGCUCUUAAGUGUGAACUCUGCUAGUACAAAUGUCUUACAUGUAUUCUUAAGCUCCUGUCACACAUUCAAGAUCUUGCCACAACAAUGCUGCCGACCAUGAAGGUCGUCACUGGGUUGGUAAUAGCCUAAAAUCCACAUAAUCUAGCUCCAGAUCACCCCUCUAGUCACAUCCAAUUGCAAUGAGAAUAUGACUUUGCCAACUUUGAUUUUCAAAAAUUCAUAGUCGGCUGGUGCAGAAGACUUUCAAAUGCUAGUAGACAACAUUGCCGACCAACUGACAACCACAGAUGACCUUGCUUAAGACUCCGGACCAAGGUCUGGAGGCCAUGUUCAGCUAUGUGUGACAGAAGCCUUAACAAAAUAAGCAUAGUAACUCAAGACAGCCAUUGAAAACUUUAUCAAUUGUAAUACCUUUAUUCUAUUUCCAAACACAAUAUUGUGUAAUGAGUAAUGAUUGUUUCUUAUAGCCCACAGAACUGGCUUGACAGGUACUUCAAUACAUUGUUUACCGUUAUGUCCAAAAUGUUUAUCUUACAAAUAUUGUCAACCACUUCAAUAGUUAUUUACAAACUAUUAUCACCUACCUAAUUUUUUUCUGUACAUCCACAUACAUGUUUUUUGUAUAUAGGAAAUUAAGCAAAUACAUUAGAUAAAAUCUAGUGUCUUUCUAUAGGAAUAUCCCAUAAAACAAAACUGUAGUCCUAGAAUAUAUAUAACCACAAUGCAUGAUUAUAUAACUCCUGUAUACAUUAAUAUGGUGCAUCAUGUAGAGUAUAACAGAGUUAAUAGGUGCUUAUAGUGUAAAGAGAUGUCGAGUAAAUAGUUGGGACAGUUUAGACUUUGUUCCUAUAUAGCCUGAAUGAAAGAUACUAGGUGGUAUAUGUAUUUACUUUGUGACUUUGCUUGGUAAGUAUUUGUCCAUGUACUUGAAUGAAAGAAGCCCUUCAAACUCCGUCCAGUUUGUAAAUGCCGUAGUGUGUAGUUUAUGUAUGUAUAUGGUGAAUGGGUGUUGGGGGAGAAAAACUGUUUUGUUUUUCACUGAAUAAACUUGUGUUUGUGUUA
Molecule: messenger RNA, 2004 nt
Organism: Branchiostoma floridae (Florida lancelet)
Lineage: Eukaryota; Metazoa; Chordata; Leptocardii; Amphioxiformes; Branchiostomatidae
Exons: 5
Coding region: 157-765 (202 amino acids)
Source: RefSeq, a predicted model, not a curated record